AUGCCUCUUAAUGUCAUAAUUUUGGUUGGUCUUCCUGGUUCCGGAAAAUCAACAUUCUCGCAAGCAUUGAUCAAUCAGCGAUCAGAUGACAUGGGAUCGCGAAAAGCCUGUGAAAAUUCUAUGCGAACUUGUCUUAAAUCUAAUUACAAUGUAAUUGUUGAUCGAUGUAAUUUUGAUGUUAGUCAAAGAGAGACUUGGUUGAAAAUCGCAAAACAGUACGAUGCUUCAGUUUACUGUGUUGUCCUUACUGCCUCUUCAGAUGAAUGCAGUAACCGAAUUUCCUAUCGUGUGAACCAUCCAACUGGUGUAGAAGGCAAGAACGGUAUAGCAAUUCUUCGCCGUUUUAUGAAGAACUAUCAACCUCCAACCAGUGCAUCACCCGAAGGAUUUCAGCGCCUUAUUUAUUUAAGUCCAAGUCCCGCUACCGUUUGUUCCCAAGAGAGAGUUGAUCGUGUAUUGAGAGACUUAGGGAUCCUUGAACCUGUCAAUCCAGUUGUGACUCCUGAAGAAGUGUCAAAUAAUGUUGCACAGAUUGGCAUAAAGAGAGACCAAGGAGAAGAAUCCAAAGAAACAGAUUCAAGCCAAGAUUUUAAAGAGACAAAUGUAAACGAAAAAGAACCCACCGAGACAAGUGGAAAUCAAGGAGAGCAAGUAGUAUAG
This is a messenger RNA of Phycomyces blakesleeanus NRRL 1555(-), 660 nucleotides long. RefSeq lists its product as hypothetical. The coding region runs from base 1 to 660 and encodes 219 amino acids. Gene Ontology annotation, molecular function: double-stranded DNA binding; polynucleotide 3'-phosphatase activity; ATP-dependent polydeoxyribonucleotide 5'-hydroxyl-kinase activity. The transcript is spliced from 3 exons. NCBI's taxonomy places the organism in Eukaryota, Fungi, Mucoromycota, Mucoromycetes, Mucorales, Phycomycetaceae. The record is from RefSeq and is a predicted model, not a curated record. Gene Ontology annotation, biological process: DNA repair.